AUGGCAUCUAAGGAGCUCCCAGCACGCCUGAGGGAAAGUAUCGAGAGCACCAAGGUCGAGUACCGCCAGCUCGGAAAGUCCGGAUUGCGUGUCUCAGUUCCCAUUUUUGGCUGUAUGAGUUUUGGAGACUCUCAGUCCAUCGACUGGGCUCUGAAUGAGGAUGAGGCACUUCCGCUUCUGAAGGCGGCUUACGAUCGGGGAUUGAAUACUUGGGAUACCGCCAACGCAUACUCGAAUGGCGCAUCCGAGCGGACGAUUGCCAAGGCCCUGAAGAAAUACAACAUCCCCCGCGAGAAGGUGGUCAUUUUGACCAAGUGUUUCUUUGCUGUCGGUGAAGAGCCUGAGACUCGUCACUUCAACUACCGCGAGGAAAUCAACAAAUCGAAGGACUACCAAAACCAGUGGGGUUUGUCUAGAGCUUCUAUCUUCAACCAGGUGGAGGCGUCCAUGAAGAGACUGGACACUCCGUACAUCGAUCUUCUCCAGAUCCACAGAUUUGACCCCAGAACACCCGUAGAAGAAACGAUGAAGGCGCUGCACGACUUGGUGCAGACGGGGAAGGUUCGGUACAUCGGUGCCAGCAGCAUGUGGGGUACUCAAUUUGCCCAGAUGCAGUUCACCGCUGAGAAGAAUGGUUGGACGAAGUUCGUGAGCAUGCAAAAUCAAUACAAUCUAUUGUAUCGCGAAGAAGAAAGGGAGAUGAACCGAUUCUGUAACGACACUGGAGUCGGACUCAUUCCGUGGGCUCCUCUCUGCCGUGGUCACCUAGCCCGACCACCAAAGGACUUCGGCUCCACCUCUCGCAGCAAGACCGAGAAGGAGGGUCAGCCCGGAAGCCAUGGAACGGUGGAGCCGGACCUGACCAUCAUCAAGCGAGUUCAGGAGAUUGCGGAGAAGCGGGACUGGCCCAUGUCCCAUGUGGCUCUUGCAUGGAUCAACAAACGAAUUACGAGCCCCAUUAUCGGCUUCAGUAGCGUCGAGAGAAUCGACCAAGCAAUCACUGCUGACGGCAAGGUCCUAACCGAUGAGGAGGAGAAGUACCUUGAAGAACUGUACCAACCCAAGGCCAUCUCGGGACAUGUCUAA
This is a messenger RNA of Colletotrichum abscissum, 1086 nucleotides long. RefSeq names its product aldo/keto reductase. The record is from RefSeq and is a predicted model, not a curated record. Lineage: Eukaryota; Fungi; Ascomycota; Sordariomycetes; Glomerellales; Glomerellaceae. Bases 1 to 1086 code for a protein of 361 amino acids. The transcript has 4 exons.